Molecule: messenger RNA, 2218 nt
Organism: Drosophila suzukii
Lineage: Eukaryota; Metazoa; Arthropoda; Insecta; Diptera; Drosophilidae
Gene: Picot
Product: putative inorganic phosphate cotransporter protein picot
Biological process (GO): phosphate ion transmembrane transport; monoatomic anion transport
Cellular component (GO): membrane
Source: RefSeq, a predicted model, not a curated record
CCGAGGUAGUAAGUCAUUACAGUGGCAACGCUCGUGGCGAGCAGAGCGAGUUGAAAGCCCCAAAAGAAAGUUUUUCCAUCGGUUGUGCGUGGAGAAUUCGCCUUACGAGAAAGCCCGGCGCCAGUCCAUCAAUAUUAACAGCUUGAUCUGCCGAUCUGUGAUACGAGUUUCGAGAUCUGAGUUCCGAGAUCUGCGGCGAAACUGCUGGAGAAGUGAAGGGAUCCGCAUCCCAGAAGAGCGAGGGUAAACAGCGAAUAAAUCGUGCAAACAGCAGACAACAGACGUCUCACUUGGGACCCAGUCCCACUUCCAGUCCGAACCUGAAUCGGGGCUUAUUUAAGGCCCGCUACCCACUGUCUGUCAAUCAGAACAAUUCAAGCUGUCGGCGACAGCAGAUCGCGAGUGAAGAGGUCCGAAGAAACCAGAAGAAAGCCGCAGAAGAAUCGGGCAAAUAAGAAAACCAUAUCGGUGGGGAAAAUUCCCUGAGUUAAACUGCAAAUAUACACCCCCGACCAAGUUUGUUUUUCUGCAUUGUAUGCAGAAUUGUGUUGUAUUGUGAUAUUACAACGCGCCACCUGUAGCGUCGUAAUCAAUUUGUUUUAACACUCCGUGUUUAACCCAAACAAAGCCCUUAAAGCCAUAAAGCCUGCUCAUCACAACAAUUAACAAGAUGUCCGCGUCAAAGGAGGCCAUUUGUGGGAGCACCGAGAAGGAUCUCGAGAAGCCAGCAUUGGGAUGCUUUGCCACCCGCUACUUUGUGACCUUCAUGCUUUUCCUGGGCAUGGCCAAUGCGUAUGUGAUGCGCACCAAUAUGUCGGUGGCCAUUGUGGCCAUGGUCAAUCACACGGCCAUUAAGACUGGUGAAGAGGUGUUCGAUGAUGAGUGCGGGGAUCGCGAUAUUCCCAUUGACGAUUCCCAGGAUGGCGAGUUUUUGUGGAGCUCAGCUCUGCAGGGCUACAUCCUGUCCUCCUUCUUCUACGGCUACGUGAUCACCCAGAUUCCCUUCGGCAUCCUGGCCAAGAAGUACGGCUCACUGCGCUUCUUGGGCUACGGCAUGCUGAUCAACUCGGUGUUCGCCUUCCUGGUUCCGGUGGCUGCCCGCCGAGGAGGAGUCUGGGGUCUGUGUGCCGUGCGCUUCAUCCAGGGUCUGGGCGAGGGUCCCAUUGUGCCCUGCACCCACGCCAUGUUGGCCAAGUGGAUUCCCCCCAAUGAGAGAUCACGAAUGGGAGCUGCCGUCUAUGCGGGUGCUCAGUUUGGAACCAUCAUUUCGAUGCCACUUUCGGGUUUGCUGGCUGAGUACGGUUUCGAUGGCGGCUGGCCUUCGAUCUUCUAUGUAUUUGGAAUUGUGGGAACCGUUUGGUCUAUCGCCUUCCUGAUCUUCGUGCAUGAGGAUCCCUCUUCGCAUCCCACUAUUGAUGAGCGCGAGAAGAAGUACAUUAAUGACGCCCUCUGGGGAUCUGAUGUGGUCAAGAGCCCGCCCAUUCCUUUCAAGGCCAUUAUGAAGUCGCUGCCCUUCUACGCCAUUCUGUUUGCCCACAUGGGUCACAACUACGGCUAUGAGACCCUGAUGACCGAACUGCCCACCUACAUGAAGCAGGUGCUCCGCUUCUCCCUGAAGUCGAACGGUCUGCUCAGUUCCCUGCCCUACCUGGCCAUGUGGCUCUUCUCCAUGUUCAUCUCGGUGGUCGCCGAUUGGAUGAUCAGCUCGAAGAGAUUCACGCACACGGCCACCAGGAAGAUGAUCAACAGUAUUGGCCAGUACGGUCCUGGCAUCGCCCUGAUUGCCGCCUCUUACACGGGCUGCGAUCGGGCUUUGACCCUGGCGAUCCUCACCAUUGGAGUGGGCCUGAACGGAGGCAUCUACUCCGGCUUCAAGAUCAACCACUUGGACCUCACCCCGCGCUUUGCCGGCUUUUUGAUGUCCAUCACGAACUGCUCGGCCAAUUUGGCUGGACUUCUGGCGCCAAUUGCUGCGGGCCAUCUCAUUUCCGAUCCCAGCAAGCCCAUGAUGGGUCAGUGGCAGAUCGUGUUCUUCAUCGCCGCCUUUGUGUACAUCAUCUGCGGCACCUUCUACAACAUCUUCGGCUCCGGCGAGCGUCAGUACUGGGACAACCCCGAGGACGACGAGCAGAAGCCGGCGCUCCAGACGACCAGCACCACCACCCCGCAAAGGCUGAGCAACGGCAGCCCGGCGCCACAGGCCAUCUCCAGCUCCUAG